AUGGAUCAUAUCAUCGACCUCGUCUUUGCUUCGCCGUUGGGACCAUCAGCUCGACUGGCUUUACGCUCCGCUCCGCCGUCGGCACUGAAGGCUAGCAUCGACCCGGCGCCUCCGGCGGGAAGCGUCUUGCGAGAUCAGUUGCACUUGUCCGAUCCAGGGUCGUCGAGUAUGACCCCUCGAUCGAAUGGGCACGUCACACCUGGAUUGGGAGGGACGAUGAAACGAGCGACGACGACGGCGAUGAAGUCCUUGGCGCACUUGACAAGCUCGACUUUGACCGACCAGGCGACGACGAAUCAGCCUCCACCACCACCUUCGGCGCUGAGGUUGAACGGGCGAAGUGCAUCGACGGGAGGAGGAUCAGGUUCGGUCGCCGCUUCUCCGACGGGCAGUGCCUCGCCUUUACAUUCGUCCGCUUCGACGGACUCGUUGCGCUACUUGCAAUCGCGAGUGGGUGGUAAAGCCUCAUCGAAGAAAGCUUCGAUCCCAACAACGGACUCGGCGACGAUCGAAGGCAUCAUGAUUGAGCUCGUUGCCGCGGAUGAGGAGAGGUUGCGUAGACGAAGAGCCGCGCCGACGCUGAGCGAGGGUGAACCGGAUCAGGUGUUCCCGCUCAAGGGAUCGGUGUAUGAGUAUGCGCUGGAGUAUUACAAAGAGUCGCAGAUGAAGGUCAGUGCGCUCGUCGAACCAGGAGCCUUGGCGAUAGGGAGCUGAUGUCUUGUGCGCCCCUACUCGGAUUGACAGCCGACCGAAUCGGAAGAACCUGGGAGUGUGCAACACAACGAAAGGAUGUGGAGGCGUCAACGCAACGAAGCCGUGAUCCUCAAGACCCAACCGAUGAAGACGGCCGCUUCGCGUGCGCGAUGGGAUUCGCAGAUUGGAUUCUACAGCAACGAUACAAUUCCGACACGGAUUUUGUUCCAUCAGUUCGAGUCGCAUCUGUUGGCUGCGGAUGAUCGAGGACAAAUAACGUGCGUUGAUUUGGAUGUAAAGAAAGUUUUGAGUGUGUGUGCUGAUGCGCCUGUCCUGCAGUGUGUACGACUGGGAGAAGAACCUGCGCAUCAAUCGCUUCGCCAACGGGAGCCCGGCAUCGGUACCUAUUACCUCGCUCAAGUUCGUCAACGAGGAUGACGUCGCGAUGCUGCUUUCGGGGACGGGUGAGCACACUUCGAUUGCUUAAGGUCUAGGAAUGAAAAGAGCUGACCACAUCUGUUUCUUCGAUUGCAGCGGACGGUCACGUUCGACUGUUCCGCAACUACGCCUCGGUCGACAACGUCGAGCUCGUCUCGUCCUUCCAGGGCAUCGCAGAAACAAUCCCGACCACGACGACACAGCAAGAUGCUGGACUCGUUCUCGAAUGGCAACAAGGUCGCGGUCAGCUGCUGAUGGGUGGCAACGUCAAGCUGAUUCGAGUGUGGGACGCGACGAAAGAACAAGCCGUGCAGGAUUUGCCGACUCGAGCCAAUUCGUGUUUGACGAGUCUGACGGGGGACCAAGUCGCAGGCAAUAUUCUGGCUGCUGGCUUCGGAGACGGUGGUAUGAGGAUCUACGAUCGACGCCUUUCGGCGAGGGACAACAUGGUGCGCAGCUACAAGGGGCAUCAUCAAUCUUGGUUGUUGAACGUGCACAUGCAGCGAGGAGGCGAUCGAGAGCUCGUUAGCGCUAGGUGAGUGUCGCGAUGCGAGCUUCUGCACCGGAAGAUUACUUGGGUGCUGAUUCGUCGACGCGCUUUUACCAGUUUGGGAGGUGAGGCGUGCUUGUGGGAUAUUCGGUUAGCCGAACCGAUCAAGAGGGUUCAGGCGCAUCACGGAGGGAUGACUCAGCUUGCGGUGCAUGAACAUGCCCCUGUGUUUGCUACGUGAGUGCCUUAGUAUCGUCUUCGGUGUUUGAUGCGGCCAUUUCUGAUGAAGAGAACUGUGGGUUGCAUAGCUCGUCGGCGUUCAAUGUCAUCAAAUUGUGGAGCAUGAAGGACAUGACUGAACCCAUUUCAAAGUUCGGCAACUCAUGUGAGUGUUCUGGCGAACCUGUGCUCUAUCGCCCUGACCAUUCAUCAUCAAUGCUGAUACCAAUGACUCUCGCGCCCCCAUGCUUCCAGUCGGGUUCAUGAACCAACGCAACAUCUCGAUGACGUCGAUGGCGUUCCAUCCGCACCAUAUGAUGCUCGGAUGUGCGGCCGGCGACGGGCAUCUCAACCUGUUCGAAAUGGGUCAGUUCGAGCACAUGGCUCUCUGCAACUGUGGAGACGGUGCUGACAUGACUCACCCUCCUGCCUGACAUUCAGAGGACUACAAGAGUGCGUUGACGCGAGUCGGGGAACAGCAAGGACCGAUGGCCCGGAUAUCGUGGGCCUAG
Molecule: messenger RNA, 2352 nt
Organism: Microbotryum saponariae
Lineage: Eukaryota; Fungi; Basidiomycota; Microbotryomycetes; Microbotryales; Microbotryaceae
Source: the annotation of a GenBank genome assembly